Molecule: messenger RNA, 929 nt
Organism: Plodia interpunctella (Indianmeal moth)
Lineage: Eukaryota; Metazoa; Arthropoda; Insecta; Lepidoptera; Pyralidae
Product: keratin, type I cytoskeletal 9-like
Exons: 4
Coding region: 103-858 (251 amino acids)
Source: RefSeq, a predicted model, not a curated record
GUAUAGUAUAUAAUAGGUCAGUCAGUGGAUCAUCUUCACAGUUUGGAGUGAGCAUCACAUUUAGUUGUACCUACCUUUGAAGUGUGUCGCGUAUUGAAAAAAAUGAAACUGUUCAUCAUAGCUGCUCUGAUCGCCGUGAGCGCCGCGGCGCGCCUAGAACACCUCGAACGCUCUUACCUGCCCCCCGAUCAGUCAGGAGCCGGAUCCAACAACCUGGGCUUCGGAAGCCAGGGGCAGUCGGCUUUUGGAGGUAGCCAUGGUCAAUCUGGCUUUGGCAGCAAUGGACAGUCUUCAUUCGGUAGCCAAUCCCUGGGCUCCCAAGGAUCUCACGGAUCUAACGGCUUUGGUUCCAAUGGCGCUUCUUCCUUCCACUCUGGUGCUGGAAGCCAAGGCGCCUUCGGUAGCCAAGGCCAGGGAAGCCAAGGAUUAGGCAGCCACGGAGCCUUCGGAAGUCAGGGGUCUGACGCCUUCGGCGCCGCCACUUCCAACCAGUACCUUCCCCCUAAUGGACCUUCUGCCAACGGACAAAAUGGUUUUGGUGCUAAGCAAGGACCUCAACGCAACCAGGCCUCAACCCAGUUCGGUUCUCAGCCCAGCAACCAAUACGGUGCUCCUAGUUUCAACAGCCGCUUCGGCCAAUCCCAGGGCCAGAGCCAGGGCAGUCAAGGAUUUGGGCAGAACCAGGGCAGCCAAGGAUUUGGCAGUCAAGGCCAGUUCGGCAGCCAGUCCCAAGGAAGCCAGGGUCAAUUUGGAGCGGCCAGCGCUGCCAGCCGUCAGUACUUGGCACCCAAGACCAGCUCCAGUUUCGACAACAUUCCUCAGCAGGCUUUCGACGAGAAGACCGGCUACCAGUAUUAGAUCGUUCGUGUUUUAGCCAAUUGUGAUCUAAAUUGUAUAAUGUGUUCUAUAAAUAUAUGUAAUGUGAUAUA